CGCAGGGGCGAAGGGGGCAGCUGCGCACGCACUGGUGUCUCAGGUAUGUGGUGAAACACCCAUCGUCAAUCUUGAAAUUUAUUCGAGUUUUUUUUUGUCUGUUCGGUGUUGAUCAUUUUUUUAUGGAAUUCCACUCGAGAGAUUAGAGGGCAUAUGCAUGUGGUCUGCUGCCAACGGCGAUGAUAUGAAAUUUUGACGAGUACUGUGAAUCCCCGAGGUAAUCACGAUGGGGAAUACACGACUGCUGGAAUGUCCAUCACGUGACGUCAAUACCCCAGUCACAAGUAUUUUGAGUGAGUGUGUGUUGACGAGGUAAAUUACAACACUACUAAUAACAUAACCUAGUUCCAAGUGUACCACAAACGCAAUGGAAAAUCAACAAAUUGAGAUGAAUCAGGAUUCAUCAUAAACUGUAAAUGGCAUCAUAAACUGUAAAAUUCACCAUAAAAUUCAUCGAAAAAUCGUGGAAGAUGUCGUACAUUCAGUUUGAGAGUUCAAGGGCGAAGGAUGCCGAGAGGCAGGCCAUAAGAGACGCUCGAGAAAGAAUUCUGGCUGAGGCGGAGGAAAGAUAUCAUAAGAGAGAGGCACAGAGUGAGAGAGCUCGACAGCGUGGAGAUGACAAGUGGAUGUUGCCUUCAGUGGAUGCAAAACUGUCUGAAAAAUCCAAGAAGAAGAAGAAAAAGGAGAAGAAAUCGAAGAAAAAGAAGAAACGAAGGAAGAGCUCCUCAGACUCUUCCAGUGAUUCAUCUGAAGAGAAAGAAGACGAGUGGAUCGAAAAAUGUCCUUCAGAAUCCUCGAAAAAUCCGCCUGAACCACUGGAGCGAGACGAGUGGAUGAGCCUCUCAGGCGCCUUUUUCUGUGCUCCAAGAGAGAAAAAACCUAAGAAAGAAGAGGUGAACAAGCAAACGUGUAUCUUGGACAAGCCCGGUCAGAACUCAAGGGAAUUGAAUCCCCACUGGAAGAAUGGGGGAACGGGUCUUCCAGAAGAAGAUAAAAAACCCAGGAUCAUGAAUCCUGAAUGGCUCAAGAAGAGUCUUCAGCGAGCAAAGGAGCAGGCGGAGGAGGAGGGAAGAUCCCUGGAAGAAAUCGCUGCAGAGCGAUGGGGCUCUCUUGACGCGAUUAAAUCAAUGAUAGAGGAGGCAGAGCAGAACUGCAGACCUUCAGGAUCCUCUCGACGACAGUACGACGUCGACAGGCACAGGAGACACUACAGAGAUCGCAGCAGGAGUCGUUCGAGGAGCAGAGAGAGGAGACGAAAUAAUUUCCAAGAUUGGAAAUCACCUGAUAACAAACGAAAACCAGCAUUCAAGAUGCCAGUGAACGACGCUGGAAAUGGGAUCUCUCAUUCCUCUGGAAGAUCUGUUUCAUCGAGAAAAGGCUGGAGGAAACCUGAAGCUAAUGAUGGCAUUAAACUCCAGGAGUCUCCAUCAGGAUCAAAAUCUCAUCGAAAAGAAAAAUCGAGUGAAGAUGAAGAUUCAUCUUCAGGGGAAGAACCACCGAAAGCAUUGGAAAACGAAACCCUCAUGUCUGAGGAUGAAAUGAAUAAACUCGGGGCUAAGAUAGUGAAAGCUGAGAUAUUGGGGGACAUGGAACUAGCUCAGGAGCUGAAGGAAAAAUUGGAGAGAGCCAGGAAGAUGAGAAAAUUGACGCCCAAGUCGUCUGAACCUGAACGAGAAAGAGAAAAGGAUGUGAUACUGACUGUGACCAAUUCCAAGGGGAUGUCGAAGCCUCUGGAGCCUCGAAGUCGUUACGAGGAGCCCCAGGGCGGCAGGAGGAAGAGUAAAAAAGUUGAGACUCACGACAAGGGUCAACGGGUGCGAUACUUUGCGGAUGACGAUAAAUACAGUCUUCAGGAGAUGUUCGAGAGAGAAAAAGGGGAUUCGGGGAGUCGAGGUAAAGAUGAAUCCGUCUUUGUGAAGAUGGCUUCGAAGAGCAUGGACAUGGACGAACUGUUCGAGCAGAAUAUCACUAGGGGUGAAAGCGAUGCUAAACAGGAUUUGAGGGACAAGACGAGGGCCAUCAAGGAACACAACAGGAUCGAGAAGAGUUUGGAGAGCUGUAGAUUGUGCUUUGAUUCCAAGGAGAUGUUGAAGCAUCUCAUCGUUGCUAUGGGGCACAAAAUGUACCUGACUCUUCCCCCUCACGUGUCUUUAACUCCUGGGCAUUGUAUUAUUGCUCCGAUUCAUCACAGUCCUUGUCAGACACAACUGGAUGAAGACAUUUACGAAGAACUGAAGACUUUCAAGAAGGCGAUAACUAAAAUGUGUGCAGAUAAUCAGGAAUAUCCGGUAUUCUUUGAAGUUGCUAUGGGUCUGCAUAGGUUCCCUCAUAUGCAGCUGGAGUGUGUGCCCAUGCCUGAAGAGGUGGGCAGCAUGGCUCCAAUGUACUUCAAGAAAGCCCUUCUCGAGUGCGAAAUGGAGUGGUCCACUAAUAAAAAAGUUGUCGAUUUGUCUAAAAAAGAUGUUAAACAGUCGAUCCCCAAAGGUCUGCCGUACUUCAUGGUCGACUUUGGUGAUCACGGGGGGUUCGCUCAUGUCAUUGAGGAUGAGAAAUUAUUCCCCAGGAAUUUUGCUCAGGAGAUCAUUGGGGGCAUGAUGGACUUGGAUUCUAGUAUGUGGAGAAAGCCUAGACGAGAGAAUUUUGAAGGUCAGAGGAAGAAAGUUGUUGAAUUUGCUGACAAGUGGAAAAAAUACGACUUUACGAUUUAAAAUUAUUGUACAUUUAUGAAUAAAUAGAUUUUUUAAUUGAACUGAAUUUUAG
Molecule: messenger RNA, 2760 nt
Organism: Diachasma alloeum
Lineage: Eukaryota; Metazoa; Arthropoda; Insecta; Hymenoptera; Braconidae
Product: CWF19-like protein 2
Exons: 1
Coding region: 471-2708 (745 amino acids)
Biological process (GO): mRNA splicing, via spliceosome
Cellular component (GO): post-mRNA release spliceosomal complex
Source: RefSeq, a predicted model, not a curated record